Molecule: messenger RNA, 2925 nt
Organism: Lytechinus pictus (painted urchin)
Lineage: Eukaryota; Metazoa; Echinodermata; Echinoidea; Temnopleuroida; Toxopneustidae
Product: putative gamma-glutamylcyclotransferase CG2811
Exons: 3
Coding region: 169-693 (174 amino acids)
Cellular component (GO): cytosol
Molecular function (GO): gamma-glutamylaminecyclotransferase activity
Source: RefSeq, a predicted model, not a curated record
GAUUUUAAACCUGGAACCUGCUGUGUUAACUUGUCAAACAAUUACAGCAGGCAAACUUCUCUACGUUUGCCUAUAUGUUAUGGUAUCGCGAAAAAUUGCUUCGCAUUUUCGUCUAGAAGUGGCCUGUCAGUUUGAUCGUUUACCCCGUCAUCUGUCAGAAUAUUUUUCAUGAUGUCGAAUCUUCUUUUCUUAUAUGGCACAGUCAAGUCGGGUCAGCCAAAUCAUUCGGCUAUCCCAGUAGAUGGUCCAGGACUAUGUAAAUGUCUGGGGACGGGACGGACCGAAACAAAAUGGCCGUUAGUGAUCGCAACAAAAUACAACCUUCCCUUUCUGUUGGACUGCGAAGGAGAAGGAUACAACGUCCAAGGUGAGGUGUACGAGAUAGAUGACGAUAUCCUUGCUGACAUCGACAAAAAGGAAGAUCAAUAUGAUCGUCGGAAGGUCAAGAUCGUCAUGGACAAAAUGGCGGAUGGCUCCGAGCCGACGACCUUGGAAUGCUGGUUCUACCUGUUACCAAGAUUCAGGCAGUCGUUACUGGCACUUGAGAAACAUGAGAAUUACGACAGUUAUGGCGCCCACGGCCAGCAGUACAUCCAGAUGUACGAUCUCGAGAACAGUAGAUGGUUAGAACCCAUGGAAACUGUACAUAAAGAAUUUGCCCUACUAAAAAGGGAAGAUGAAAAACUCACCUAAUAACAGUGGACUCACUAUUGAUUAGUCGUUCUCGGCAGUAUGAAUUUAUAAACGGAUAUGUUAGGAUCUGUCAGGCGGGAAAUUCAAAUCUUUGAAGAAUGUGUCAUGUACAGUCAAGUCCUCUGACAUAUUAAUUGCUUUGUGAAAUAAUCUUCUAGUCGGGUCAAUGUAAAACCAAAAAUACCCCUUCUCCCAAAAUAUUGCAAAAAAUGUUUUUCAACGGUUUCUUGUACUAUUUUGAGGUCAGGAAUUACGUAAUAAAAUCUAUCGAAAUCCACAUCCGGAAAGCGGUUAUUUUCAAGAUGGCGUCCAAGAUGGCCGCUAUUCACUGAAAAUAGACAUAGCUCACUUAUCAUCUACCCUUUACAUCCUGUUUUGGUGCAUAUUCCACGGUAUGGGAGGGGGGUAAAAGAUCAGUUGAUACAGGUCAGAGUGAACAUAAGCAGUCGAGUGUACUUAGAAAUCCAAGAUGGCGUCCAAAAUGGCUGCCUAAAAAUCCAAAGUUCAUCUUUUACUUACUUUCGUGUCUUUAAUUUGGUUUAUGUGCAAUGGCUUUAAGGGUCACGAAGUACAUUAGGACAAGUUACAAGGACAGUCUGUGGUCCGGUAUGUCCAGAAUUCCAAAAUGGCUAAAAUGGUGAAUAAAAUGGCUGCUGAUACUUAAAACUGACAUAGUUCAUAUCAUAUCCGCAUUGGAGAUAUGAUUUGGUGUUUACAUUAUGGUUUCAACUUCCAAGUAUUACACUGGGGCAAGGUAGGGCAGUCAGUGGUCUAGUAUGUCAAAAAAUCAAAGAUGGCUUCAAAAAUGGAGUCUAAAACACGCAAAAUUACUGGUUAAAAAUGGUCAUAGUUCAUACAAUAUCCGCGGUUGAACUCCAUGUAAAGCACACAAAAAGUAUACUUCCUUCCACUAUAUAUAUAUCAACUGAGAGAAGAAUGACAAAGGCAGUCGAAUGUCUUUUCAAAGUUUCACUGAGUCCAGUGGCGUAUCGUUGGUAAAACGGCAUUGAAAGGGGAAGGGGCAAAUAAAAAAUGUAAGUCCCUUUAUAUUGAGCGCGCGAAGCGGACUCGAUUACCAAGUGUGAUUAUGUCGAAGAGUGGCAAUUUUCCUCUCCUAGUCUUUGACCUUCCAUUAGCAUUAUCAGUCCUUAUGACUGAAGUUGAGUUCUUUAAGUUAAGUUUUUAAGUUAUUCGUUAGGCCUAUAUUAACUUGUAAUGAAAAUUAACUAGUUAACACCAUUACAAAAUCUAAUUUCCAAUCACUUUUCCAUGUUCUUAUGGACAUUUUGAGUUAUCUCAUAGUUCAUAUAUUAAACGAAUGACAGAAGUUAUCUGACCUACCACUUUGAUAAUCCCAAUGAUCUAUGUCAUUUUCUAUAGUUAGAGUGUUUUAUCAAACUCUCAUCUUUUCCUUCUUUCCAACCUUACUAACCGUCCACUUAUCCCCUCUCAGUCUAUCUGUCUCCCACUCUCCCUUCUUGAAAUGUUGUAGAUUCUUCCCUUUUCAUAAUUCUUGUUUUGUAAUAUGCGAAAUAACUAAUUUUAAAUCUGAAGCUGUAAAUACAAUAUGCUUGAUACGUUCUCUCAAAUCAUGAAAAUAAUUUACCCUAUAUUUUAAUGUUUGUACCUCCUUCAUAUCAUAUUUGUUUUCAUUCCCCAAACUCCACUCCUCUUUUCCCCUCCCCCCCCCAUUUUUUUCUCUCUCUAUAUAUAUAUAUAUAUAUAUUUCUCUUUGUCUUUCCCUCUCUGUCCUAUCUCGUAUUCCUGUUCUAUCUCGUUACUCCCCUGUUCACUUCUGCUAAAUUAUCCUGUUCUAGACAGUACUCUCAUUACCUGGUUUCGUAUCUUUAAUUGGUGAAUACCUUAACAGUAUUUUUUAUAUAAUGUUAUUCAGCAAGCGUUAUAAUUUAUUUUACUUAUGGAAAAAUGUAAUGUGUUGUUCUACCUCAAUUUAUAUUGUUUGCAUAUAAUUUACAUUUGCAAAUGUCAUUGUUAUUAUAUAUGACAAUUUUACUUUGUUCUGUUUAAAAUGAAUUGAAAAUAAACAGUUUUGAAUUAUAGGAUUGCUUAUCGUAUCUAAAUUCAUGUAGUUGUUUCUGCAAGAUUCUGCUGCGAAUAGAUUUUCCAGUAAAUAAUAAUUAAUUACAAGCUGAUAUUUUUUUAUAUGCUUGCCUGGAAAUAGGUUAUAUGAGGCACUUUUAUUGUAAACAUGAAAACGAUGAUAUUUUACUC